Molecule: messenger RNA, 587 nt
Organism: Owenia fusiformis
Lineage: Eukaryota; Metazoa; Annelida; Polychaeta; Sabellida; Oweniidae
Source: the annotation of a GenBank genome assembly
UUUGAUUGUUUCUUACUCGUUCUUGGUCUGUGAAGUGACAUUUGAGUGGUUUAAAAGUUGUAUGAACAGUCAGAGAACGUCCAGAAUGACGGAAAAACCUGAAACACAGACACUAAUUACCACAUUUGCAACAACUAGCACGCCAGCGAAAAAUUUGGUGAAACAAGAUGGCGCCGGAAAAAGGGAUAGGCCAAGCAGUACGGGAUCCAAUCCUGUAAAACACACAUUAAAAAAGUCCAAGUUGAAAGUGAGUAAUAGCACUACGUUCAGUGAGCACGAAUUUUCCGACGAUGAAGUCUCUGACACUAUUGAAAGUGAAUAUGAUAGCACUACUGAUAUGGCCACAGAAACGUACGAGGAUGUGGACUCUGAUCUCGAUCUAAAGCAAUGGCUCAAAUGCAUGUUUGUUAAAUUUGAUAGACGAGUGGUGUCUUUGACUGCAACUGUUAAGCAGAACGCUAAAAAGAUUGGUAAACUCUCAGAUAAAACGGCAGCUCUGGAAUUAAAGAAUGAUACAUUGGAACGUAAAGUUUCAGUCCUGGAAUCUAAGGUGAAGGAGCUGGAGAUAGGCGACAACCAUAAUAACC